Phascolarctos cinereus (koala) is the source of this 541-nucleotide messenger RNA. NCBI's taxonomy places the organism in Eukaryota, Metazoa, Chordata, Mammalia, Diprotodontia, Phascolarctidae. The record is from RefSeq and is a predicted model, not a curated record.
GUUUAUGCUGUACUUCCUAAGAGACUCUCCGUCAGUUCUCUUGCAGCUGCCACUUCAAUAUACCACUGCUGCCUUCUUCAGUGGAAAAAGUCAUCCAUCUAAACACCGCAAUCAUACCCCUCCACCCCCCCUCCAUUGUGUUCUGCUUUUCAAUUUCUAUUCUGCUUCCUGCUUGAGACCCCGGCUCUCAGUCUAGAGGUGGGGUUACUUUUGAACCUCCCAACCUCAGAUUAGAAUGGAGCUUUACGGAAAGAUGGCCUCUGCCCAGGACUCCAGGUAUGGCCAGAAGGACACCUCGGACCAGAACUUUGAUUACAUGUUCAAAUUGCUGAUCAUUGGGAACAGCAGUGUGGGGAAAACUUCUUUCCUCUUCCGUUAUGCAGAUGAUUCCUUCACAUCUGCAUUCGUCAGCACUGUUGGCAUUGACUUCAAAGUAAAAACCGUCUUCAAAAAUGAAAAGAGAAUCAAGCUUCAGAUAUGGUUUGGGGAUCCUGCAAAGAUAGCAUACAGGCAUGUGUCCUGGCUUCAAGACAUGAACUAG